Molecule: messenger RNA, 4729 nt
Organism: Canis lupus familiaris (dog)
Lineage: Eukaryota; Metazoa; Chordata; Mammalia; Carnivora; Canidae
Gene: GPRC5B
Product: G protein-coupled receptor class C group 5 member B
Exons: 4
Coding region: 282-1490 (402 amino acids)
Biological process (GO): G protein-coupled receptor signaling pathway
Cellular component (GO): signaling receptor complex; plasma membrane; intracellular membrane-bounded organelle
Molecular function (GO): protein kinase binding; protein kinase activator activity; G protein-coupled receptor activity
Source: RefSeq, a predicted model, not a curated record
CCGGUUUUGUAUCUAGGCCUUGGAGUGAAGGGUUUUCUGUGUGUUCCCUGCUCUGAGUCUGAAAAGGGGUCAGCUGAGUUGAGAAGGAGAAAAAUGCAAGGGGAAAGAAGUCGCCAUUUGGGGCAGGCAGCAAGACAAGCAGUCAUGUUAGAGAAGCUCCGACUCCUUAUUGCUGAACUUGGUCUUUGCGGCCGUGUACCAGCCACAGAAGUGAAGCUGGGGCACUACAGUGUAGAAAACGGACAAGCCCCCCGCUCUCCAGGCCGGGGCCAGAGAGAAAGAUGAGAACCCACAAGGUGCUCGCCUUCCUCCUACUCUUUGUGAUCGCCUCCGGGGCCUCUGAGAACGCCAGCACAUCCCGGGGCUGUGGACUGGAUCUCCUCCCUCAGUACGUGUCCCUGUGCGACCUGGACACCAUCUGGGGCAUCGUGGUGGAGGCGGUGGCUGGGGCAGGCGCCCUGAUCACGCUGCUCCUGAUGCUCAUCCUGCUGGUGCGGCUACCAUUUAUCAAGGACAAGGAGAAGAAGGACCCCGUGGGCCUCCACUUCCUCUUCCUUCUGGGGACCCUGGGCCUCUUCGGGCUGACAUUUGCCUUCAUCAUCCGGGAAGACGAGACUAUCUGCUCGGUGCGCCGGUUCCUCUGGGGCGUCCUCUUCGCGCUCUGCUUCUCCUGCCUGCUGAGCCAGGCGUGGCGCGUACGGAGGCUGGUGCGCCACGGCAAGAGCCCCUCGGGCUGGCAGCUGGUUGGUGUGGCGCUGUGCCUGAUGCUGGUGCAGGUGAUCAUCGCCAUCGAGUGGCUGGUGCUGACUGUUCUGCGCGACGCAAAGCCGGCCUGUGCUUACGAGCCCAUGGACUUCGUGAUGGCCCUCAUCUACGACAUGGUACUGCUGGUGGCCACCCUGGGGCUGGCGCUCUUCACGCUGUGCGGCAAGUUCAAGAAAUGGAAGCAGAACGGGGCCUGCAUCCUGGUCACAGCCUUCCUCUCUGUGCUCAUCUGGGUGGCCUGGAUGACCAUGUACCUCUUUGGCAACGCCGAGCUGCGGCAGGGAGACGCCUGGGGCGACCCCACCUUGGCCAUCACGCUGGUGGCCAGCGGCUGGGUCUUCGUCAUCUUCCACGCCAUCCCCGAAAUCCACUGCACCAUCCUACCAGCCCCACAGGAGAACACGCCCAACUACUUCGACACCUCGCAGCCGAGAAUGCGGGAGACAGCGUUUGAGGAGGACGUGCAGCUGCCACGGACCUACAUGGAGAACAAAGCCUUCUCGAUGGAUGAACACAAUGCAGCUCUCCGAACGGCGGGAUUUCGCAAUGGCAGCUUGGGAAACAGACCGAGCGCUCCGUUUAGAAGCAAUGUCUAUCAGCCCACUGAGAUGGCCGUUGUGCUCAAUGGAGGGACUUGUGUUAUCCUUGUUUCCAGAUCCCAACUGCUCCGCCAAGUUACACUGGAAGACACCUCUGGUGAAAGACUUUUAAGUUCCAGAGAAUAAGAAUCUCUCUUACCGAUUUUAUUCCCUGGCUGUGUCUUUCUUGAGGGAGAAAUCAGUAACAGUAGCCGAACAAGGCUGCCUCACAGCCGGGAGAUCUAGAAAUCCUACACAAGGGGAUUUCGUGUAAAUGUGAACACUGCUGAACCGAAAAGCUAACACCGACUGCCCUCCUGUCCCUCUGCCACACACACACACACACACACAUACACACACACGCACGCACACAUAAUACCAAACCAACCUCAAUCCCUGCAAACUAAAGCAAAGCUAAUUGCAAAUAGUAUUAGGCUCACUUGAAAAUGUGGCUGGGAAGACUGUUUCAUCCUCUGAGGGUCGAACAGAACCAAAUUCACAACCGGUGGGCCAGGCUGGUGUUGGCUGAGUAUGGAGGUACCCACACCACUGCCCCCCCAGCAAGUGCUGGACCCCAGGUGGCCUCUUGGGGAUGCUGUUUCAUUGAGAGGGCUAAUAGAGACUUUGCCACCAACUUGCCUGUUGGUUUGCACAUUUCAAGGGGGUCAGGAGCAGUUAAGGAGUUGUGGGUGGGAUUCCAAGGUGAGUCCCAACCGAAUCAUGGGUGAGCUUUACAGCCAGUAGUGGUGGAGGGACCCUGCCUGGCGUGUGCCAACGAAGAAAAGGCUAUCUGCGAGUCGAAGUGGCCAUCACAUUUAGAAAGUGGUGACCUACAACUGUUCCCUCUAUGGGCCUCCUGCUGCAGGUCUGCGGCAGGGAAGCACGCCCACCUCCCUCCUUGGUGGAGCCAUAGCGAUAUUCCUGCUUGGGGCAGCAGUCUCUCUCGCUUGAUGAGCUCUCUCCACUUGCCAAUGCUCCCCUGAGCCCUUUCCCAUGUUUUCUCCCACGUUCAUUGCAAAAGCUCAGAUGGGCCAUCAGCUUACAGCCCCCGCCCCGGGUUUGGCAGGCCAGAAGGCAGUGCCACAGCAGAUUUUCCAUGAUGAUGUCAUGUGGCACGGCAUCCCAGGGGAGAGAUGACACUCUGCUGCCUAGCAUGCAGUGAGUUCUUGGAUGUUAUACAUUGACAGAGUGCAAGUUCUGGGGGGAGAAGGGAGCACUCAAGGGGCUCUUGCUGCUUUUGGAGGGUACGUGGGACAUGUUUUGACUUGGUUUUCUGUAAGUUCCAUGAAAAUGGUUCUCUUCAAAGCCCAUUGUUUCUGUCAUGGUUUCCAUCUGUCCUAAGCAAGUCAUUCCUUUGUUAUUUGGCAUUUCGAACAUCUCGGCCAUUAAAAGCCCCCAUAUUCUCUGCACUGUUUGGCCAGCAUAAUCACUAGCAGUGAUUCAAAGCAAAGAGUUUGAACCUGACGGCAUGAAAUGUAUAAAUGAGGGUGAGUCCUUUGGCAUAUACUCUAAUGACUAUAUUGCUUUUUCUAUAAAACAACCCAUAAGCCUUUAACCUUUAAAGAAAAUGAAAAAGGUUAGUGUUUGUUGGGGGGGAACUGACCUCUUCAUAAGCCAAUAUGUCUGAGCUGUUUUAAUAAACCUUCUGAUUUUUCUCAAGGCCCUAGUCUCUGCUGUGUCCCGUCCUCGCCACAAACCCCCUUCCCCCAUCGCCCGCAACCUUGCAGAGCUGUGGGGUACAACGAGACCAAUUUGGCCAUCCCUGUGUGGCCUUCCUUCGAGUUUUCCUUCCAGCUAGCGCAUUUCCUUGUGUUGCCACGCAUGAGGAAGAUAAAGCAUGGCACCAGAAUGCCACCCCUACCUGACCUUUGGGAAACAGCCCCCGCCCCUGCCCAGAGCAUGUGCUUGCUUCUAGAGAACCAGAUUCCAAUCCUCUCUUGAGGAGUGUUGUUGGUGGACUGGAAACCUGGAGUACUGGGGAUGGGAGGGAGGCAAAGACGCUAAGACCUGGGGUAGGGAUGGGGGUGGUUGCAUGCAGACCCAGUAUUCUGAAAAUACAGAAACCUCCAAACACCUCGGUCCAGUUCAAUGACAAACGACAGCAAUACACAUUCUCGUGCCAGGAAAUGGUUGCUUACCCCCGCUCUCUGGAGUCCUUUGGAGCUCUCUGAUCCCAUCAGUGAUUCUGUCUGCAAGAGCUCCCCCGCCCUUGCAGAAGGGAGCAAAUUCACCUGAUCGUUUUCUCUCUCAGUUCUUGGUGGUCCGGGCCGAUAAGGUGAGCACCGCGUAAAUGGCAUGGCUACAGGGGGAAAGUAACGUUUCACCAACAUAAAGAUGGAACCAGCUUUGAGCCGUGGGAAACCUCACUUUAAUGAGAUAUCCUCCCCCCCUCCACUCUCUCUUUUUAAAUCUCUGAUACGUUAUUGUGCUUCUGGGUUUUGUCUUAUUUUGGCUUUAAAGUUGAGAGUGGGCUGGAUGCCCUCCCAAUGGGGCCAAGGUGGGGAGUGAGGGCAGAGAGCAGAGAAUGGGUAUUUACUAAUGACUCCACCUGAAGGGUACAAAGGGACCUCUUUGCCAAGAGACUGUGGCCGCCAGCUGCCCUCACGGAGCAAACUUUAAAUAACAAAAUCAAACGGCACCUCUGUUUAAGAUUUGUUUAUGUCAACAACACUUGUUGAGGGAAAAUGACCUGGAAGGAGAGCAUCUGUGAUCAAAAUACCUAAUUGUUAAGCACAAGUCUUUCUGUGUCCGGUUAUUAAAAUCACUUUGGGACUAUAACAGCCACUCCUGUCCCCUCCUUUUAAUAGAAAGUUAAUAGAAAUUUAAUAGAAAGUUUAGUAGAAAUUCUAUCCUGAAUUUCUCUACUGGAUAGGGGGGAAUGGGGAGUGAGGGAACCAGCUCGGAGAACUGACAAAGUGGGAAAAUCUGGGGAUCCCGUGCUUUUAGCACAGAGUCUGUCAGGGGCCCACUGAACGCGUGUAAACUUGGGAUGGUCUUCUAGGUUGGCCAAUGCUGAGUUAAACCCCAAACUGAAAGGGAGCGUUGUGGCUUUUAUAAUCCAAUGAUGCAAUGAUUAUACCAGCUUACAAGAGUUCUCAGCAGGUGCUUUUUAUUAAUUGAUGAAGAGCUAAAGCUCGUUUUUGAUAGAUAAUAUAUAUUUAUUAAAUGUAUUAAUGUGUGUUUUAUAAUGUACCUUUAUUCUCCCCUGGCUGACUGUUGCAUACUUAUUAAAAAAAUCGUUAAAGAAAUUUCAAGACAAUCAAUGUGUACCAUAAAUGACUGUAUAUAAAUAUUACAAAUUUAAAGGUUGUAAAGCAUGGGCAGAUAGGUUUUAUUUUCAAAAUGCUGUUCUUAACACAAAAAUAAAGGCUUUACUAUUUACUUAA